ACAUGCAUUGGAACAUGUGAGGACCUACCCAGCAUCACUAAUGGAGUCAUUGCUUAUUCAUCGACCUCUCCUCCACGCACUGAUGAGAGUACUGCCACUUAUUCUUGUGGGAUGGGGUCUUUGCUACGUGGAGACAAUAUGAGAACAUGUCAAUCAGACCGUAACUGGAGUGGAGCUGAACCAUUCUGUCAAACCAUACAAGUGGUGAUCAUCCCCAGUGGUGUUCCAAUGGCUGGUCAGAGUUUCUCCCUCACUUGUUCCCUGAGUGGAGGGGCCUCUCUACAACCCACCCUCUCCUACCAGUGGACGAGGGAAGGAGGGUCACUCAUGACCAACACAGCAACCCUCAACUUUGACACUCUCUACUUGUCAGACGCUGGUCAGUACAGCUGUCAGGUCAUCCUCACCUCCAGUCAGCUUGAGGGGGAACACACUGUAGCUGCUCACUACACCAUUGAGUUCAGCCAUUGAGUUCAGGACACUCAACAUUCAACUUCGUCUGGAUGGAAUAACAAACUGUGAGGUGUACAUUGAGUCAGGAAGAACUACCAAAGCCAGUGGCAUCACUACCAGAUUAUCUCAAGGUGUUGAAGGAUUGUGUGCUUGUGGGUUCAGCCCCU
This is a messenger RNA of Halichondria panicea, 620 nucleotides long. RefSeq lists its product as uncharacterized. The transcript has 4 exons. The record is from RefSeq and is a predicted model, not a curated record. NCBI's taxonomy places the organism in Eukaryota, Metazoa, Porifera, Demospongiae, Suberitida, Halichondriidae. Bases 112 to 471 code for a protein of 119 amino acids.